AGAACCGCCUUCAACCCAAGCAGCCUGCUCUUUAUUUCUUCUCCACAAUUGUGCCUCCAUGACCUCAGGAGUGACUGCGGAAAUGGAAAUGGAGCUGCACGACUUGCUGCAAGAGUUCCAGGAUGUGGUGGAGGAACUGCAGGCCCCCCCCAAAAAAAGCCUGCAUGCGUACCAGCACGUGCUGACGGGGGCCAAGAGUCGCAUUGUGCUGGGAGAUGACAGCGGGGUCGAAGACUCGGAUUACAGCAGUGAAGCAUCUUUGGGAAACAGUUUGAAUGCCAGUGAGGAGGAGCUCCACACAGCAGGCCUAACGCUGCGACCAAAAGCCAAGCUGGGAGACACAAGGGAGCUGGAGAGCUUUAUUGAUGUGUUGGACCGGGAACUUGCUGAGAUGUAAAAAGCCCCAUCGAGGGGAGGGGGGGAAGAAAACAGGCCGGAGGAGAGGCGGCCGGACCGACUGCCGCCGAACAGACGGACGGAUCUCCACCAAAGCACAUUGGAGGGAGAGCUUCAGGCGUAAAGGUUCAGAUCAGCCUCAAACGGGGCUUUUCAUUUGUCUUAGAAAAGGCCCGAGACCCCCCUGAUGAUGAUGCGGCGUCCUUGUCCACGAGAAAGAGGAGCCUGCAGCAUCAUCUUCAAGAUGUGUGACAUAUUCCCAAAUCUAGAUAAAACCUCCAUCUGUCUGAGAGAAGGAUGCCUCCAGUGCUCAGAAUCUGUUUAUGCCUCAUUUCAAAUUCCCUUAAGUACUAAACCAGGAAAUAGCAUCAAUUCCUUCGGCAUGCUUUUUUUAAGGAGGCUUUGUGUAGUAGCACAACUAUGCAGCACUUUACUUUAACUCCAAGUCCCUGCUGUGUAAUAUCAAAAUGCCAUUUAUGUCUUCACUGUGCAGUUCUUGUUAUUGUUCUUUUUUUUUUUCACCCUAUCAAAUGUCAUGCAGGUGAAUGCAUGUGUUGUAUAAAUAAAGCUCCAGUUGAUAUGA
Entelurus aequoreus (snake pipefish) is the source of this 979-nucleotide messenger RNA. Its product is annotated as regulator of cell cycle RGCC-like. Lineage: Eukaryota; Metazoa; Chordata; Actinopteri; Syngnathiformes; Syngnathidae. Gene Ontology annotation, biological process: regulation of cell cycle. The record is from RefSeq and is a predicted model, not a curated record. The transcript is spliced from 5 exons. Bases 59 to 397 code for a protein of 112 amino acids.